AUGUAUGUGGUGAAGCGAGAUGGGAGGCAAGAGGCGGUUCAUUUCGACAAGAUUACUGCCCGGUUGAAGAAAUUGAGCUAUGGGCUCAGCAGCGAACACUGUGACCCGGUUCUGGUUUCUCAGAAAGUCUGUGCUGGUGUCUACAAGGGCGUCACUACCAGCCAGCUCGAUGAAUUGGCCGCGGAAACCGCCGCCGCCAUGACCGCCAACCAUCCUGAUUAUGCUUGUUUGGCUGCGAGAAUUGCUGUUUCAAAUCUGCACAAGAACACUAAGAAAUCAUUUUCUGAAACGGUCAAGGAUAUGUAUGCCCAUGUCAGUGAGAGGUCAGGGCUAAAAGCUCCUCUAAUUGCUGAUGAUGUUUAUGAGAUAAUCAUGAAGAAUGCUUCACGUCUGGACAGUGAAAUCAUUUAUGAUCGUGACUUUGACUAUGAUUACUUUGGCUUCAAAACCCUUGAGAGGUCUUAUCUCUUGAAGAUACAAGGCAAGGUAGUGGAAAGACCUCAACACAUGUUGAUGAGGGUUGCUGUUGGAAUUCACAAAGAAGAUAUUGAUUCUGCUAUAAAAACAUACCAUUUCAUGUCUCAAAGAUGGUUUACUCACGCUUCUCCCACUCUUUUCAAUGCGGGAACUCCAAGGCCCCAAUUGAGCAGUUGCUUCCUAGUGUGCAUGAAGGAGGACAGUAUUGAGGGUAUUUAUGACACACUGAAGGAAUGUGCUGUUAUCAGCAAAUCAGCUGGUGGGAUUGGGGUAUCCAUUCACAACAUUCGUGCCACUGGAAGUUACAUCCGUGGAACAAAUGGAACAUCUAAUGGUAUUGUUCCGAUGUUGCGGGUGUUCAAUGACACAGCUCGUUAUGUUGAUCAAGGUGGUGGCAAGAGGAAGGGUGCCUUUGCUGUGUACCUUGAGCCAUGGCAUGCUGAUAUAUUUGAAUUUUUGGAGUUGAAGAUAAACCAUGGGAAGGAAGAGCAUAGGGCGCGUGAUCUGUUUUAUGCGCUUUGGGUACCUGAUCUUUUUAUGGAAAGAGUCAGGCAGAAGGGGAAGUGGUCCUUGUUUUGCCCAAGUGAGUCCCCAGGAUUGGCUGAUUGUUGGGGUGAGGAAUUUGAAAGGCUAUACAACCAAUAUGAAAAGCAGGGCAAGGCAAAAAAAGUUGUGGAAGCGCAAGAUCUUUGGUUUGCAAUUUUGAGGUCUCAGGUUGAAACUGGAACACCCUAUAUGCUAUAUAAGGACACAUGCAACAGGAAGAGUAACCAGCAAAACCUUGGAACAAUUAAAUCUUCAAACUUAUGUACUGAGAUCAUUGAGUACUCUAGUCCAACAGAAACUGCGGUUUGCAAUUUGGCAUCAAUUGCUCUGCCACGAUAUGUUAAAGAGAAGGGUAUCUCUUCAGAAUCACAACCUUCCAAACUUGUAGGCAGUAGAGGUUCCCAAAAUCGAUACUUUGAUUUUGACAAGCUUGGUGAGGUCACUGCUAUAAUUACUGCAAAUCUGAACAAGAUAAUUGAUUGCAAUUACUACCCUGUUGAAACUGCAAAGCGGUCAAAUUUUCGUCACAGACCCAUUGGCAUUGGGGUUCAGGGUCUUGCAGAUACCUUAAUGUUACUUGGGAUGGCCUUUGAUUCACCUGAGGCUCAACAGCUCAACAAAGACAUCUUUGAGACCAUAUACUAUCAUGCACUUAAAGCUUCUUCUGAAUUAGCUGCAAUUGAAGGGUCAUACGAAACUUAUAAUGGAAGUCCUCUGAGCAAGGGCAUUCUCCAGCCAGAUAUGUGGGGUGUUACACCAUCGAAUAGGUGGGAUUGGGAUGCUCUACGAGCAAUGAUAUCGAAACAUGGUGCAAGAAAUUCUCUUCUUGUAGCCCCCAUGCCAACUGCUUCAACUAGCCAGAUUCUUGGAAAUAAUGAAUGCUUUGAGCCAUACACCUCCAAUAUCUACAGUCGUAGAGUUCUAAGUGGCGAGUUUGUAGUGGUGAACAAGCAUCUUCUUCAUGACUUGACCGAGAUGGGCCUUUGGACUCCUGCACUCAAGAACAGGAUUAUUUAUGACAAUGGCUCUGUUCAGAACAUUCCUGAAAUCCCAGAAGAUCUGAAACUUAUCUAUAAGACUGUUUGGGAAAUCAGACAGCGGACAGUUGUUGAUAUGGCUGUGGAUCGUGGAUGUUACAUAGACCAAAGCCAAAGUCUCAACAUCCAUAUGGAUGAGCCCAAUUUUGCAAAGCUUACUUCAUUGCAUUAUCAUGCCUGGUCAAAGGGUCUGAAAACCGGGAUGUACUACUUACGAUCGCGUGCUGCAGCUGAUGCUAUCAAAUUCACCGUGGACACUUCGAUGCUUAAGGAGAAACCUAAGGUGGCUGAUGAUGAUGAGACUAGGAUGGCUCAGAUAGUGUGCUCUCUCACAAACAGGGAGGAAUGCAUGGCUUGUGGAAGUUAA
Oldenlandia corymbosa var. corymbosa is the source of this 2427-nucleotide messenger RNA. The record is from the annotation of a GenBank genome assembly. NCBI's taxonomy places the organism in Eukaryota, Viridiplantae, Streptophyta, Magnoliopsida, Gentianales, Rubiaceae.